AUGAGUUCAUCAGACGAAGAAGACAUUGCCUUGUCUAGACUCGCUAAAAAAUCAUCCUCGAUCACUUCAGCUUCCACUUAUGAAGACGAUGAAGAUGAUGAUAUCCCUUUAGCUAAAAAAUCCAGGAAAAAGAGGGUUGAAUCUGAUUAUGAAGAAGAUGAAGACGAAGUCCCAUUGAAAAAGAGAAAAUUGUCUAAUGGUAGAGCAAAAAAACAAGUUAAAACCGAAACUAAAGUUAAAAAGGAACCUAAAAGUGCCAAUAAAUCCAAAUCUACAUCUAAAAAGGACACCAAAGUUAAGAAAGAGAAAACUACAGUCAAGAAGGAAUCUAAAGCCACAAGCACUAAAGUGAAAGAAGAAUCCAAAACUCAAUCAGAUUCACAAGCAUCGGUUAAAUCUGAAACUCCUGAAGAAGAUCAAGGGUACAAAUGGUGGGAAGUGAAUCAAGAAGAGGAAGGUGAUGGUUAUAUCAAAUGGCAAACACUAGAACAUAACGGUGUUAUGUUCCCACCACCAUAUGAACCAUUACCAUCUCAUGUCAAAUUAUAUUAUAACAAUAAACCAGUUAAUUUACCUCCAGAAGCAGAAGAAGUUGCCGGAUUUUAUGGAGCAAUGUUAGAAACUGAUCAUGCUAAAAACCCAGUUUUCCAAAAGAAUUUUUUCAAUGAUUUUUUGGAAGUUUUAAAAGAAUGUGGUGGUUGUGGUGUUGAAAUUAAAAAAUUUGAAAAAUUAGAUUUUAGUAAAAUGUAUGCUCAUUUUGAAAAAUUACGUGAAGAGAAAAAGGCCAUGAGUAGGGAAGAAAAGAAAAGAAUCAAAGAAGAAAAAGAAAAAGAAGAAGAACCUUAUAGGACUUGUUAUCUUAAUGGUAGAAAAGAAUUAGUGGGGAAUUUCCGUAUUGAACCUCCAGGUUUAUUCCGUGGUCGUGGUGCACAUCCUAAAACUGGGAAAUUAAAACGUCGAGUAGUGCCGGAACAAGUGACUUUGAAUUUAGGUAAAGAUGCUAAAAUACCUGAACCACCUGCAGGCCAUCAAUGGGGGGAAAUUAGACAUGAUAAUGAAGUCACUUGGUUAGCCAUGUGGAAAGAAAAUAUUUCUGAUUCAUUGAAAUACGUUAGAUUUGCUAAUAAUUCUUCAGUUAAAGGUCAAUCCGAUUUCAAAAAAUUUGAAACGGCGAGAAAAUUAAGAGAUCACGUUGAUUCUAUUAGAAAAGAUUAUACCAAAAUGUUAAAAUCAGAGAAAAUGCAAGAUAGACAAAUGGCCACGGCUAUGUAUCUUAUUGAUGUUUUUGCAUUGAGGGCUGGUGGUGAAAAAGGUGAGGAUGAAGCCGAUACCGUUGGUUGUUGUUCAUUACGAUAUGAACAUGUAACUUUAAAACCACCCAACAAGGUUAUUUUCGAUUUUUUGGGUAAAGAUUCAAUUAGAUUUUAUCAAGAAGUUGAAGUUGAUAAACAAGUUUUCAAAAAUCUACGAAUUUUCAAAAAAUCUCCUAAACAACCUGGUGAUGAUUUAUUUGAUCGUAUAAACCCUUCAUUAGUCAAUCGACAAUUACAAAAUUAUAUGAAAGGAUUAACAGCAAAAGUUUUCCGUACAUAUAAUGCCUCGAAAACCAUGCAAGAUCAAAUUGAUAUAAUUGAAAAUGAAGGUACAGUGGCGGAAAAAGUGGCUAAAUUCAAUGCUGCCAAUAGAACGGUGGCUAUUUUAUGUAAUCACCAGCGUACGGUCAGUAAAACCCAUGGUGAUAGUGUUCAGAGAAUUAAUGACAAAUUAAAAGAAUUCAUGUGGCAAAAGAUUAGAUUAAAGAAGAUGAUUUUACAAUUAGAACCCAAAUUAAAAAAGAAAGAUCCGAAAUAUUUUGAAGAAAUUGAUGAUUUAAUCAAAGAAGAUAUUGAACAUAUUCAUCAUACUAUAAUUAAAAGACAACGAGAACAAGCUAAAAAAAAAUUAGAACGUGAUAAUGAAAAAUUGAAACUUGAAGGUAAACCAUUAUUAACUGAAUCAGAUAUAAAAGAUAAAUUAGAUAAAAUUGAUGAAUUAGAAAAAGAAUAUCAAAAAGAAUUGAAAACUGGUAAACCAAUAGUCACCAAAAAUGCUACCGUUGAAAAAUUAAAACAACAAAUUGAAACUCUUGAAAAUAAAAUUCUUAAUGUUUCAAUUCAAUUAAAAGAUAAAGAAGAUAAUUCUGAAGUUUCUUUAGGAACUUCAAAAAUGAAUUAUAUUGAUCCAAGAUUAAUUGUUAUGUUUUCUAAAAAAUUUGAUGUUCCUAUUGAAAAAUUAUUUACCAAAACUUUAAGAGAAAAGUUCAUUUGGGCUAUUGAAUCAGCUGAUGAAAAUUGGAGAUUCUAA
Molecule: messenger RNA, 2343 nt
Organism: Candida albicans SC5314
Lineage: Eukaryota; Fungi; Ascomycota; Pichiomycetes; Serinales; Debaryomycetaceae
Gene: TOP1
Product: DNA topoisomerase 1
Exons: 1
Coding region: 1-2343 (780 amino acids)
Biological process (GO): DNA topological change; DNA replication; chromosome segregation
Cellular component (GO): chromosome; nucleolus
Molecular function (GO): DNA binding; DNA topoisomerase type I (single strand cut, ATP-independent) activity
Source: RefSeq, a predicted model, not a curated record